Marmota flaviventris (yellow-bellied marmot) is the source of this 2737-nucleotide messenger RNA. It is a transcript of the gene Hcn1, whose product is annotated as hyperpolarization activated cyclic nucleotide gated potassium channel 1. The record is from RefSeq and is a predicted model, not a curated record. Gene Ontology annotation, biological process: regulation of membrane depolarization; potassium ion transmembrane transport; sodium ion transmembrane transport. Gene Ontology annotation, cellular component: dendrite; HCN channel complex; axon. Gene Ontology annotation, molecular function: voltage-gated potassium channel activity. Lineage: Eukaryota; Metazoa; Chordata; Mammalia; Rodentia; Sciuridae.
UGCCGCGUCCUCCGGGCAUGGAAGGAGGCGGCAAGCCCAACUCCUCGUCUAACAGCCGGGACGAUGGCAACAGCGUCUUCCCCUCCAAGGCGCCCGCGACGGGCGCGGGGCCGGCCGCGGCCGACAAGCGCCUGGCCACCCCGCCUGGGGGUGGAGGGGCCGGCUCGAAGGAGCACGGCAACUCCGUGUGCUUCAAGGUGGACGGCGGCGGCGGCGGCGGCGAGGAGCCGGCGGGGAGCUUCGAGGACGCCGAGGGACCUCGUCGGCAGUAUGGCUUCAUGCAGAGGCAGUUCACCUCCAUGCUGCAGCCUGGGGUCAACAAAUUCUCCCUCCGAAUGUUUGGCAGCCAGAAGGCGGUGGAGAAGGAGCAGGAAAGGGUUAAAACUGCAGGCUUCUGGAUUAUCCACCCUUACAGUGAUUUCAGGUUUUAUUGGGAUUUAAUAAUGCUUAUCAUGAUGGUUGGAAAUCUGGUCAUCAUACCAGUUGGAAUCACAUUCUUUACAGAGCAAACAACAACACCAUGGAUUAUUUUCAAUGUGGCAUCAGAUACCAUUUUCCUGUUGGACUUGAUCAUGAAUUUUAGGACUGGGACUGUCAAUGAAGACAGUUCUGAAAUCAUCCUGGACCCUAAAGUGAUCAAGAUGAAUUAUUUAAAAAGCUGGUUUGUGGUUGACUUCAUCUCAUCAAUCCCAGUGGAUUAUAUCUUCCUUAUUGUAGAAAAAGGGAUGGAUUCAGAAGUUUACAAGACAGCCAGGGCACUGCGCAUUGUGAGGUUUACAAAAAUUCUCAGUCUCUUGCGCUUAUUGCGACUUUCAAGGUUAAUUAGAUACAUACAUCAGUGGGAAGAGAUAUUCCACAUGACAUAUGAUCUCGCCAGUGCAGUGGUGAGAAUAUUUAAUCUCAUCGGCAUGAUGCUGCUCUUGUGUCACUGGGAUGGCUGUCUUCAAUUCUUGGUACCACUUCUUCAGGAUUUCCCACCAGAUUGUUGGGUGUCUCUAAAUAAAAUGGUUAAUGAUUCUUGGGGAAAACAGUAUUCAUAUGCACUCUUCAAAGCUAUGAGCCACAUGCUAUGCAUUGGGUAUGGAGCCCAAGCCCCAGUCAGCAUGUCAGACCUCUGGAUCACCAUGCUGAGCAUGAUUGUAGGGGCCACCUGUUACGCCAUGUUUGUUGGUCAUGCCACGGCAUUAAUCCAGUCUUUGGAUUCUUCAAGGAGGCAGUAUCAAGAGAAGUAUAAGCAAGUGGAACAAUACAUGUCCUUCCAUAAAUUACCAGCAGAUAUGCGUCAGAAGAUACAUGAUUACUAUGAACACAGAUACCAAGGCAAAAUCUUUGAUGAAGAAAAUAUUCUCAAUGAACUUAAUGAUCCUCUGAGAGAGGAGAUAGUCAACUUCAACUGUCGAAAAUUGGUGGCUACCAUGCCUCUUUUUGCCAAUGCGGAUCCUAAUUUCGUGACUGCCAUGCUGAGCAAGUUGAGAUUUGAAGUGUUUCAACCAGGAGAUUAUAUCAUACGAGAAGGCGCCGUGGGUAAAAAAAUGUAUUUCAUUCAACAUGGUGUUGCUGGUGUCAUCACAAAAUCCAGUAAAGAAAUGAAGCUGACAGAUGGCUCUUACUUCGGAGAGAUUUGCUUGCUGACUAAGGGACGUCGCACUGCCAGUGUUCGAGCUGAUACAUAUUGUCGUCUCUAUUCCCUUUCGGUGGACAAUUUCAAUGAGGUCCUGGAGGAAUAUCCAAUGAUGAGAAGAGCCUUCGAGACAGUGGCCAUUGACCGACUAGAUCGGAUAGGCAAGAAAAACUCCAUUCUUCUACAAAAGUUCCAGAAGGAUCUGAACACUGGUGUUUUCAACAAUCAGGAGAAUGAGAUCCUGAAGCAGAUUGUGAAACAUGACAGAGAGAUGGUGCAGGCAAUCGCUCCAAUCAAUUAUCCUCAAAUGACAGCCCUGAAUUCGACAUCUUCCACCACUACCCCAACAUCGCGCAUGAGGACACAAUCUCCACCGGUGUACACAGCGACUAGCCUGUCUCACAGCAACCUGCAUUCCCCGAGUCCCAGCACACAGACACCCCAACCAUCGGCCAUUCUCUCACCAUGCUCCUACACCACUGCGGUCUGCAGCCCUCCUGUACAGAGCCCGCUGACCACGCGAACUUUCCACUAUGCCUCCCCGACUGCUUCCCAGUUGUCACUCAUGCAGCAGCAGCAACAGCAGCAGCAGCAGCAGCUGCAGCAGUCCCAGGCUCCGCAGACUCAGCCACAGCAGCAGCAGCCACCACAACAGCCACAGACACCCAGCAGCUCCACACCGAAAAACGAAGUGCACAAGAGCACGCAGGCGCUUCAUAACACCAACCUGACCCGAGAAGUCAGGCCCCUUUCGGCCUCGCAGCCCUCGCUGCCCCAUGAGGUGUCCACUCUGAUCUCCAGACCUCAUCCCACUGUGGGCGAGUCCCUGGCCUCCAUCCCCCAACCCGUGGCAGCCGUCCAUGGCACAAGCCUUCAGGCAGGGGGCAGGGGCACAGUCCCUCAGCGAGUCACCCUCUUCCGACAAAUGUCUUCGGGAGCCAUUCCCCCCAAUCGAGGAGUCCCUCCUGCACCCCCUCCACCAGCAACCGCUCUUCAGAGGGAGCCUUCCUCAGUCUUAAACACAGACCCAGAUGCAGAAAAGCCACGAUUUGCUUCAAAUUUAUGAUCCCUGCUAAUUGUCAAAGCAGAAAGAAAUACUCUAAUAAACUGAGAGUA